Aspergillus nidulans FGSC A4 is the source of this 451-nucleotide messenger RNA. RefSeq names its product MICOS complex subunit MIC10. Gene Ontology annotation, cellular component: mitochondrial inner membrane; MICOS complex. The coding region runs from base 69 to 344 and encodes 91 amino acids. The transcript has 4 exons. Lineage: Eukaryota; Fungi; Ascomycota; Eurotiomycetes; Eurotiales; Aspergillaceae. The record is from RefSeq and is a predicted model, not a curated record.
CUCACUCAAUCCAACCAUAUUUACCUAGUAUCUUGGUCCAUUCGCUGUUCCAGCACAGAUCGCUUACAAUGGCCGACUCAAGCGACUCCCAGCCUGUCGCCCGCUCGACCAAGCUUGUCAGCGAGGCCUUGCUUAACGAGAAGUGGGAUCGUGCCAUCUCUUCCAUGAUUAUUCGCUCUUCCCUCGGCCUGUCGUUCGGUGUUGUCUUCUCAGUGCUCCUCUUCAAGCGGAGGGCAUGGCCCGCGUGGGUUGGUUUGGGUUUCGGUGCUGGACGUGCAUGGGAGGAGGCUGACGCCUCUUUCCGCAGGGGUGAUUCCCCGGUGAGAGACGCUCUGCGUAGGUAGACGGACUUUGGCAUGCAGUCUGAAUUUGUAUGAUACCUGUAUAGCUGCGCAGAUAACUGCCAUGGCAUGGUUUUUAAAGUUUAGAAGAAAUUCUAGACCUGUAUUUC